ACAUUUAUAAAAACUACAAAAAUUUUGAAUUUCCAUCAAGUCUCAUUAAAAUCCAUUUACAUCAAAUAUUUUAAAAGCUCAGAGCCUGAAAAUGUUCAAGGAACUUGUUACAUAUGUGCACAAUGUUGCGCAUAACUUUUGCCUUGUUCGUCCUUUGGCCGUUGCAGCGCGUGGAACCGGCUGUCGUCCCAUUGUGAAGAAUUGUAUUUUGUCCAAUAUUAUAUUCUUUAUUGCGAUUUUCUCGCCGCUUUACGUGUGCCUGCUUAAGGAUGUCCUCAAUGUGCUGCGCGACGUUAACAAUAAGUUCUCCAUUGGCAAGUGAAUCGGCCUCGGAGACGUUGCCAGCGCUUUGAAGCAGUCUUGGGCAGAUUUUACCGUAUGGAAAACCAGAUGCAGCGUACAGACAUCCGCACACAUUAAACUCCAAAUAUAUUUAUAUCAUUUAC
Drosophila arizonae is the source of this 446-nucleotide messenger RNA. RefSeq lists its product as uncharacterized. NCBI's taxonomy places the organism in Eukaryota, Metazoa, Arthropoda, Insecta, Diptera, Drosophilidae. The record is from RefSeq and is a predicted model, not a curated record.